Messenger RNA from Suillus plorans, 395 nucleotides. RefSeq names its product NADH-ubiquinone oxidoreductase B12 subunit family-domain-containing protein. Gene Ontology annotation, cellular component: mitochondrion. The coding region runs from base 78 to 299 and encodes 73 amino acids. The transcript is spliced from 2 exons. The record is from RefSeq and is a predicted model, not a curated record. Gene Ontology annotation, biological process: electron transport chain; mitochondrial respiratory chain complex I assembly. NCBI's taxonomy places the organism in Eukaryota, Fungi, Basidiomycota, Agaricomycetes, Boletales, Suillaceae.
GCCGAAAACAAGCGGUUUCCUAGUUUCUACAUCCAAGUAAGUAUAGUUGAUCAUAUCAUUCAAUAACAUUUUGACCUAUGGUUAACUUCAUCUGCGGUUCAGUCAUGUCCAAUCUACCUUUGUUUCGUGACCCAUGGGCGAAGAGGGAAGCGUGGCGGAAACACCCUGUGUUCACGAACCGUGCUAUGUUUUCUAGCAUGUUUCCAGGGCUUGGCAUCGCACUAGUAGCAUUUACUGCGUAUGUGGUUGUUGAUAAUUUCUACUCCAAAGCGCAGCCAGGGGCACAGCAGAAGCACUAAGUUGGUUCGGGUGAUGUUGAAAUGAUUUACUGGUGCUCCUUGCAUCCUAUCAGCUAGUUGAGUCCGUGCUCGGUCGCAUAACAUUUACCACAUUGC